Molecule: messenger RNA, 1002 nt
Organism: Aspergillus udagawae
Lineage: Eukaryota; Fungi; Ascomycota; Eurotiomycetes; Eurotiales; Aspergillaceae
Product: caspase family protein
Exons: 2
Coding region: 1-1002 (333 amino acids)
Biological process (GO): proteolysis
Molecular function (GO): cysteine-type endopeptidase activity
Source: RefSeq, a predicted model, not a curated record
AUGAACCAGUAUCAAAACCCCUACUCGCCUGGCCACCAUGGUGGUCCAGCACCACCUCCCACUGAUCCGGUCGCGUUCGGGCAUGGGGCUCCACAGGGAUACAGUUUCCAGUACUCUCGGUGCACCGGUAAGCGGAAGGCCUUGCUGAUUGGAAUCAACUAUUUCGGGCAGAAGGGGCAGCUGCGCGGUUGUAUCAACGAUGUCAAGAACAUGUCGACGUAUUUGAACCAGAACUUUGGCUACGCGCGCGAGGACAUGGUGCUAUUGACGGACGACCAGCAGAAUCCCAUGAGCCAGCCUACGAAGGCUAACAUCCUGCGGGCCAUGCAUUGGUUGGUCAAGGAUGCGCAGCCGAAUGAUUCGCUCUUUUUCCAUUACUCAGGUCAUGGUGGUCAGACUCCGGACUUGGAUGGCGACGAGGAAGACGGAUACGAUGAAGUCAUCUACCCGGUCGACUUUCGCCAAGCCGGCCACAUUGUGGACGACGAGAUGCACCGGAUCAUGGUCCGCCCACUACGUCCGGGAGUACGCUUGACCGCAAUCUUCGACUCGUGUCACUCGGGCUCCGCCUUGGACCUCCCCUACAUCUACUCGACACAGGGUAUCCUCAAGGAGCCCAACCUGGCCAAGGAGGCUGGACAAGGGCUGCUGGGGGUGGUCUCAGCCUACGCGCGCGGCGACAUGGGCGGCAUGAUGUCUACCGCGGUCGGGUUCCUGAAACGCGCCACCAAGGGCGACGAGGCCUACGAGCGAUCCAAGCAGACAAAGACCAGCCCGGCGGACGUCAUCAUGUGGUCCGGCAGCAAGGACAGCCAGACCAGCCAGGACGCCCAGAUCGCCGGCCAGGCCACCGGCGCCAUGUCCUGGGCGUUCAUCACCGCUCUCCGGAAGAACCCCCAGCAGAGCUAUGUACAGUUACUGAACAGUAUCCGGGACGAGUUGGCGACCAAGUACUCGCAGAAACCGCAGCUGAGCUGCAGUCAUCCAUUGGGUAAGCAGUAG